CUACGACAAGGUUGCCUGAAGAUCCUCCGACUGGCCUGCUUCACCAAUGGCCAUUUUUUCCUCCUCCACAGCACCUUGUGGAAGAUCAUCUUUUUAUUCUUUCGCCUAGGAGCCAUCAAAUCAAACACACAGUUGUCCCAUCAGGUGUGCUAAUUUGUUUUUUGGCAAGGAAAAUCUCUGGUGUUUGAUUUCAAUAAAUGCACCUUUGACUUCUUGAACAACGACAAUAACACGGUUCACACCUCUUCGAACAAUGUUCGACCGAGGGUAUUUGAUGAUUUUGAUGACUAAGAAAACUAAGUUAUGUUACCCUACUCUUAUGGAGGUUCAAUGAGAGCUCUAGAAACUAAAGGCUACAACUAUGCCUACAUUGCAGAUAAAAAGAUAGAGUUUGACUGGUGUCAAAUGUUUGGUUGUGGAACCCAUUUACAAUAUUAGUUUCUCCUAUUUAUAGCCACUAUGUGUAACUGCCUUGGUAACCGCCUUUGUAACUACUAGUUGGCCUCUUGCUCCAAACCGCAUCGGGGCCCUUUGUCACCGCCUUGAUGACUAGUUGGUAACCAUCUCCUUGGGAGCCCUUGUCCCGUCUUGGGGCUGGUGGUUAUUUGAUGGUCUUGAUGUCAGUUUGGGUUGGUGUUGAGCCUUGUCGCCCUAUUAUGAUUUUGCCCCUGUACACUCUCUUCUUUGCAGAUCUGCUUCUGGAACAUCCCUGUCGGCGUCUUGGCAAAAACACCACUGGCGAUGGACAUUUACACCGACGCUGACCUUUCUUGAAGAAGCCACCUUAAUGGCGGCCAGACCCUAUUUAUGAGGAACACUCUUGUUCCCCCUAAUGGCAGCCCAUGAUGGCCCUUGCAAAUUUGCAGUCGCUGGUCACCUGCGUUGGGUUCUCCGUCCCAGCAUCCGACGCUUUCGUUGUCGUCUCCGUGGUUGUGUAUCUAAUGAGCUUGUUGAAUUUGCAUGUGCUUUUCUCUCCCCUGUUUCUUUAUUCCACUGUCUCUCUCCUUUUCCUCUUCUUUCUUGUUCGGGUUUUGGUUUGUGGGUUCAUAUCCGUAUUAGACUUUUGUAUAUCUGAGUGAGUACUUCUGUUAUGCUGGUUUUAUGUAAUUAUCAUUAUGAAAUGUCUAGAUUUUGCUGGUUUUAAGUGAACCUUGGAAUAGUGGACUCAUUGUUAACUUGUUGGGUAUGUUUCUCACAGGGAAAAGAUGUAUAAAGAAGAGUGUUGUUC
Messenger RNA from Linum trigynum, 1228 nucleotides. The record is from the annotation of a GenBank genome assembly. Lineage: Eukaryota; Viridiplantae; Streptophyta; Magnoliopsida; Malpighiales; Linaceae.